UGGGAUGCACCUAUAAAUGCUUGCGUAGCACAAAGUUGCCAGACAGGGUGGACUUGAAUCAAAGUUGUGCCACAGUUAUGUUCUUGCUUGUAAGUUGUUUUGCGCUUGUGGCCUCCACACUGGGGUGUGGAGUGCCUGCUAUUAAGCCCCAGGUGAGUGGAUACAACAAGAUUGUUAAUGGCGAGACUGCAGUGUCCGGUUCCUGGCCCUGGCAAGUUUCUCUUCAGGACAGUAGCGGCUUUCACUUCUGUGGAGGAUCGCUGAUCAACCAGUACUGGGUUGUCACAGCUGCUCACUGCCGUGUGUCGCCGUCAAGCCACCGUGUGAUCCUCGGUGAGCACGAUCGGCAGUACAACAGUGAGCCCAUUCAGGUCAAGACCAUUUCUAGGGCCAUCACCCACUCUUACUUCAACUCAAACACCCUUAACUAUGACAUCACACUUCUGAGGCUCUCCUCCCCAGCACAGUUCAACUCCCGCGUGUCUCCUGUGUGCUUGGUCUCCUCCAGCACCAGUAUCCCCUCUGGAACCAAAUGUGUCACCACUGGAUGGGGCAGGACAGGACAAACCUCAAGCCCUCGUUACCUGCAGCAGACCUCCCUGCCUCUGCUCAGCCCUGCUCAGUGCAGAAAUUACUGGGGUACCAACAGAAUCACCGAUGCCAUGAUCUGUGCUGGUGCUUCUGGAGUGUCUUCCUGCCAGGGUGACUCUGGUGGCCCUCUGGUGUGUGAAAGCAGUGGUGUGUGGUAUCUUACGGGUAUUGUGUCUUGGGGCACCAGCAACUGCAACGUGAACACCCCGGCAGUGUAUGCCCGCGUGUCCUACCUGCGCAGCUGGAUCGACCAGACCCUUGCUUACAACUAAUCCGAAAAACACUAAUGGAAACGUAGUAAAGCUGAAGUUGGUUCAUAUUGUGAGUAAAUAGAACCAGUGUCUCAAAGGUUGCUGUUUGACUCAUUCUCAAGAAAUCAAGCAAUAAAAUCUUGAAGACUU
Molecule: messenger RNA, 992 nt
Organism: Gambusia affinis (western mosquitofish)
Lineage: Eukaryota; Metazoa; Chordata; Actinopteri; Cyprinodontiformes; Poeciliidae
Product: chymotrypsin-like protease CTRL-1
Exons: 7
Coding region: 78-863 (261 amino acids)
Biological process (GO): proteolysis
Molecular function (GO): serine-type endopeptidase activity
Source: RefSeq, a predicted model, not a curated record